AAGAGAUACACUUUAUAUGUUUUUAGUACUGUAAAAACAAAUGAAAAUUACAAUUACAUCUUAUAAAUUCCUUUAUUCAGAUAAACCCUUCAAAACUAAAUUUUUCAAUUUAUGUAAAAAUUAAUUAAAUUAGUUCGUAUUAUACUCUCACAUUUCAUUAUGUUACACAUGAACUAAACAAAAAUGACUCGUCCACCAUUAAAUACAUCCAAAAGCGGAAAUGCUAUCGAUGAAAAUCGUAGACCAUCAAAUAGAGCUCUCAAAUUUAAAAAGUCGAUAACUACAGCAAGCCGUAAAUUUAAUUCAACUGUGAAAACUCUAGAUCGUUUAGUAGGAGGAGCAGAUGUUCCCGAAGAAAGCGGAGAUAUAUCGAAACCAUCAGAAGAAACUGUAGAGCAAACUGUUGUAGUGGAAUCAACAUCUAGUGUGAAAACUGAAGAUGGAAAACUUAUUCGUACAGCUGGACCAUGCUGUACUUGUAUGUCACAAGUACCAGGAUCAACCGGAGAUAAGAAGGUGGAUGAAAUGAUCGACUAUGUACAUCAAAAUUUACAAGAAGCGGGUAAAGCACUGGCUACCUUAGGCGAGAACUUUGAGCACGAUUCAAAGGUUGAGCCCUUUAAUGUUCGCUGACAUAUUUGGUCGAAUACAACAAUGGAUUGGUUUGGUUCAAAAUAAAUUGGACAUUUGUAAGAACGAGAUCGAAUCAUUGCGUAAAGAAUUGAUAGCGCGAGCUUGUGAAAUCGACAAUCUGAGGAGAUUAUUGGCAGAAUGCGAGGAACGAGAGGCAAGUUUAUUAAUUAAAAUCUUUACUUCUCUGUAAUUUUUAACAUAAUAAUAUUAUUAUAGAAAUCAGUGGCAACUACUCAAACGGUUGAACCAUCUAGAAUAAAUCUCGGAUCACCUGAAG
Molecule: messenger RNA, 910 nt
Organism: Bombus pascuorum
Lineage: Eukaryota; Metazoa; Arthropoda; Insecta; Hymenoptera; Apidae
Exons: 4
Coding region: 184-633 (149 amino acids)
Source: RefSeq, a predicted model, not a curated record